Messenger RNA from Xyrauchen texanus (razorback sucker), 1224 nucleotides. Its product is annotated as ficolin-1-B-like. The record is from RefSeq and is a predicted model, not a curated record. NCBI's taxonomy places the organism in Eukaryota, Metazoa, Chordata, Actinopteri, Cypriniformes, Catostomidae. The coding region runs from base 223 to 1224 and encodes 333 amino acids. The transcript has 9 exons.
ACUUAGUCCAGAGUUUUGCUCAACUUAUUUCUUUACUUGCAAGUGUACACCGAACUUUUGAUAAAGAAUUGACUCUACAGAUCAACCAUCUUUAGAGGUUAGAAGGACAUUAGGUUCAAUUUAAACUAUACCAAAAGUAGAAAUAUUUCAGGAAUCGGAAUAGGUCAGGAAAUCUUGAGUAAACUUCACAGUGCUACAAAUCAAGAGCAAGAGGCUUGGAGAAUGCUGCUCCCGAACGCAACGAUAAGUCUGUUACUCAUACUGUGCUGUACUUCAUACUACAAUGCUGAACAAACCUGCCCUGAGGUGAAGCUGGUGGGUCUGAAUGACAAUGAGAGGCUGACAUUCCUCCAAGGGUGUCCAGGACUUCCUGGGGUGCCGGGGACCAAUGGCAUUCCUGGAACCCCAGGCAGUAAAGGGGAUCAAGGUCUUGCAGGGGGUAAAGGCAUGAAAGGAGACCCUGGAGUACCUGGGAAGAUGGGUCCAGUUGGUGACAAAGGAGUGAAAGGUGACUCUGGACCCAUUGGAAAUCCAGGCCCAGCAGGAAUCAAAGGGGAAAAGGGUGAUUGUCUAUCCUCAAUUCAAACAGGUGCUGUGAGCUGUAAGGAGCUGCUGGAGCAAGGAAACACACUGAGUGACUGGUACACGGUGUACACAGCCAGCAAGAAACCCAUCAGUGUGUACUGUGACAUGCACACAGAUGGAGGAGGCUGGCUUGUAUUUCAGAGACGUAUGGAUGGAUCAGUGGAUUUCUUUCAGGACUGGAAUUCAUACAAGAGAGGGUUUGGCAUCAAGCAGACAGAGUUUUGGCUGGGAAAUGAGAACAUUCAUUUAUUAACAGAAACAGGUUCUCAUGAAUUACGCAUCGAUUUUGAAGACUCUGACCGUGUAAAAACGUUUGCAAAAUACGAGUCGUUUCAAAUCUUGGGGGAAUCUGAGAACUAUAAACUCCUCCUGGGUGAAUUUACAAGUGGUACUGCUGGUGACUCUCUAACAUAUCACAACAACAGCUCCUUCUCUACUAAGGAUCACGACCUAACUGUACAUCGCUGUCCUGAUACUUAUAAAGGAGCCUGGUGGUAUAAUGACUGCCAUAAAUCCAAUCUGAACGGUCCUUAUAAAAACGGACCCCAUGAAACAUAUGCAGAUGGGAUCAACUGGCUGUCAGGAAAAGGAUACAAAUAUUCCUACAAGUACACUGACAUGAAAAUCAGACUCAAAUAA